This is a messenger RNA of Echinops telfairi (small Madagascar hedgehog), 2388 nucleotides long. RefSeq names its product Rho GTPase activating protein 18 (gene ARHGAP18). Gene Ontology annotation, cellular component: cytoplasm. NCBI's taxonomy places the organism in Eukaryota, Metazoa, Chordata, Mammalia, Afrosoricida, Tenrecidae. The record is from RefSeq and is a predicted model, not a curated record. Gene Ontology annotation, biological process: regulation of small GTPase mediated signal transduction; regulation of actin filament polymerization; signal transduction. Gene Ontology annotation, molecular function: GTPase activator activity. The transcript is spliced from 15 exons. Bases 64 to 2049 code for a protein of 661 amino acids.
AAGACAGGAACUUCUCUUUCCUUCUCUUGUCAGUAUCGCAGAAAUUAUGCCCCUUCUCUCACCAUGAGCUGGCUCUCCAAUUCGCAGGGGGUUGUGCUGACCGCCUACCACCCCAGCGGCAAGGACCAGGCCGUGGGGGCGAGCCAUGCCAAGGCAGGGGACGAAGACACCUCCAGUCGCAGAUAUGGCCAAUACACCAUGAACAAGGAAAACACCACCAAAGUAUCGGAGAAGUCAACAUUUAACCGAUCGAACUCACAAGAUUCUUUGGAUGAAGUAUCUAUGGAAGACUAUUGGACAGAACUUAAAAGUAUCAAGGACAAUAGACAAAAAGAUCAAGCAGUGGUGGUUGUCAAAGAGCCUGAUGAGGGAGAACUGGAGGAAGAAUGGCUGAAAGAGGCCGGUUUGUCCAAUCUCUUUGGAGAGUCCUCUGGCGAUUCUCAAGAAAGCAUGGUGUUUUUAUCUACAUUGACUCGGACCCAGGCCGCAGCUGUUCAGAAACGAGUAGAGAUGGUCUCUCAGACUCUGAGAAAGAAAAACAAACCGCACCAGAUCCCGGACGUCAGAGACAUAUUUGCUCAACAGACAGAGUCAAAGGAAAAAGCUCCAGAUGGCACGGAAUUUCAGUCAGUCAGAACAAAUGAAAACAAACACCAAGGAAAAGAUGACCAAGCAUCUCUGCUUGUGGCUGAACAGGAGCCGCAGCCACUGGGGCCCGAGGAAGCACGUGGGUCGGAAACAGACAUCAACUUGGAGAUUUCGUUUGCAGAGCAAGCCCUCCUUCAGAAAGAGAGCACAAGAGACCGGACUCAGAAGAGCAAGGGGGAUGCGACCCAGUUACUGAGUUUCAGAUUGCCAAAGGACAAAACGGGCACCACAAAGAUGGGUGACCUGGCUCCCCAGGACAUGAAGAAAGUCUGUUGCUUUGCGCUGGUGGAGCUCACUGCCUUCUCUGACGUGCUGGGUAUCGAAUUGAAACAAGAAAAAGCUGUGAAAAUCAAAACAAAAGAUUCUGGCCUUUUUGGUGUUCCAUUGACAGUAUUGCUAGAACAAGAUCAGAAGAAAGUACCAGGAACACGAGUACCCUUGAUCUUUCAAAAAUUGAUAUCUCGAAUUGAAGAGGGAGGUUUGAAAACUGAAGGCCUCUUACGAAUACCUGGGGCUGCCAAUAGAAUCAAGAAUCUUUGCCAAGAACUUGAAGCAAAGUUUUAUGAAGGGACUUUUAACUGGGAAAAUGUCAAGCAGCACGAUGCAGCCAGCCUUCUGAAGCUCUUUAUUCGGGAGCUGCCCCACCCGUUGCUCACUGUGGAACACCUGCGAGCCUUUCAGGAUGUUCAAAAGCUUCAAACCAAGAAGGAACAACUACAGGCCUUGAAUCUCCUGGUCAUCCUCCUACCCGAAGCCAACAGGGACACGCUGAAGGCUCUCCUUGAAUUUCUCCAAAGAGUAAUAGACAAUAAAGAGACAAAUAAGAUGACUGUCAUGAAUACAGCCAUGGUCAUGGCCCCAAAUCUCUUCAUGUGCCACACGUUGGGUGUGAAGCCCAAUGAACAGAGAGAAUUAGCAAUGGCAGCUGGCACAGCUAGUACCAUGCACUUAUUGAUUAAGUACCAAGAAAUCCUGUGGACCAUCCCUAAGUUUAUUGUAAACCAAGUGAGGAAGCAAAACACUGCAAGUCAAAAAAAGGAUAAAAAUGCCAUGAAGAAAUUACUGAAGAAAAUGGCUUAUGACCGGGAAAGACAUGAAAAGCAAGAGAGGAACCCGAACGAGGCUGAUGUUCCUCAGGGAGUGAUCCGAGUGCAAGCGCCCCAUCGCUCCAAAGUUUCCAUGGCAAUACAGCUCACGGAAGAACUGAAAGCCGGCGAUGUGCUUGGCAGGUUUUUCAGCCAAGAAAGUGGAGUGGCCCAGACAUUCCAGAAAGGGGAACUUUUUUUGUAUGAAGUUGGAGGAAAUAUUGGGGAACGCUGCCUCGACAAUGACACUUACAUGAAGGACUUAUACCAGCUCAACCCAAGUGCCGAGUGGGUCAUAAAGCCAAAGCCGGCCUAAAAGACUUACCGAGUUCCCGUCAGACAACCAGGAGGACUGUCUUCCUAAUACUUGCUGGGUCAAGAGUGUAAAUAAAAGUCAGAGCAGGCUCCUUUGUUGUUCCAUUGUGCUCCUCACUAUUAAAUAACACCCAGGCCUUUUAAAAAAGAGAGCUUUGAGCUGCUGCCAGACGUGCAGGUUUCCCUGUGACAAGAACUAUUGUAGGGCUGUUCCCUGUAUCUGGAGUCAGAGGAAAGAGACUUAAUGGGCUGUGGCACUGUCACUCACUUACACUCUGUGAAAUGUGCCCAGAUGGGACGCCGUCUUUCUUCAUUUGAAAAUAAAGUCUCUUCCCGCUCA